AUGACCCUGGACUCGGUCUGGAGCCAACUACGGGGAAGAUUCUGUGUCGAAGCCGUCGGUACACCAGCCGUAGCGGGUGAGCAUGGUGAGACUGAGUCUGGAGAACUAUUAAUUCCCAUGCUUCUGGGAAUUAGCCAGAACUGUGGCUUUUUUACGGCGGCCAAGGGCGAAGGAAGAAGCAUCGCUAGUAGUGAUGCUCCAGACGUUGCAGAGAAGCUGCGAAAAAUGCCGCGGGUUGCAGGCAUCAGCAAAGGUUACCUCCGAAAUUGUAAUCGGCAAUUACUACAAGAGUUGUCAGCGACGCUUAUGAGACAUCGUGAGAGACGCAUCGCCAAUACGCGCUCUCCUCGUCCGGUCCAGAAGAGCGCAAAGCCGGAGUUUAGAGUCUCAACCAGUCCAGAAUGA
Messenger RNA from Sphaerulina musiva SO2202, 405 nucleotides. RefSeq lists its product as uncharacterized. Lineage: Eukaryota; Fungi; Ascomycota; Dothideomycetes; Mycosphaerellales; Mycosphaerellaceae. The record is from RefSeq and is a predicted model, not a curated record. The transcript has a single exon. Bases 1 to 405 code for a protein of 134 amino acids.